UCGAAGCUUCUGGAGACCAAACAAGCAUAUAGAGAGCAGGAUCCAUCAUCCGUCAAUUUUGACUAGUCAGUUCAGUCAUGUGCACAUAGAAGAGUGGUGCAUUGAAUUGGAUGUUUGAAGAGGAAAGGCGUAAGAGUGAGAUCCGCAGAGCAGAGCAGUCCUAUGGAGGGUGGAGGAGGAGGCGGAGCAGUGUCGGAUAAACCAGAAGGAGGAGCGUCCUACACUUAUUGGGUGAGGGACGUUAGGGAGGAUGCGGCACCGCUCCCGGUUCCUCGCAAGCUCACCCCCGACGAUAUUCUCAACUCUCAGCCCGCCACCCUCGGCUCCGUUUGGAAUUCGGCUGGAACUUGGGAGGAGAAAAACCUUAAUAAGUGGGCAGCUGAUAGAAUCAAGGAGUUACUUGUAUCGGCGGGGUCCUUGGAGUUCCCUGGUGGCAAAGCACAGAUAUCAGAUGUGUCGAAAUGCCAGUAG
Messenger RNA from Corylus avellana, 471 nucleotides. The record is from RefSeq and is a predicted model, not a curated record. Lineage: Eukaryota; Viridiplantae; Streptophyta; Magnoliopsida; Fagales; Betulaceae.